CCUGCCUGAGCAGCCUCUGCAGGGAGAGGUUGGCUCUGUGUCUGUGGGCAGAUCCAGCCUUGGACAGGGCUUCCCAUGGUGAGAUCUGGACUGGAGAGGUGGAUGCUGCUCAGAGUGACCAGGACAGGCUGGCAGGAGCCCCUGGAGCCUAGCCUGGCAUGGGGGCUGCAGUUCUGUCCCCUCUGCCACCACUGACCCCACAGGACCCCAGGCACCACUAACCCCAGGUCCUGGGCAGUCAGGGAGUGUCACCCAGCCUGGUUCAGGGCAAUCAUGGGGGUUUCCCUGCCCUGGAGAGGACCUGGGCACGGUGCAGGUGUUGGCACUGCCCAGAGCCCCUUUCCCAUAACGUGGGAUGCAGCCUGAGCUGCACAGCUCCCUUGGGAUCAAGAGAGCCUCGGUGUGUCCAUUAACUGAGAGAGUUAAUUACCUCAGAUUCCCUGAGCAGCUGCAGCUAUGGAUUUUUCCCACCCAAAUUCCCUAUGGAUGGGUCUGGGCUCUGUGCUUUGCCCAUCCCUGCUGCUGUGCCAGGCAGGGCCGUUCAUCCGAGCCUGCAGGGGUUGGUGCACAGGCUUUAGUGGAGAAUUUGGGGCUGCAAGGCUGCGACGGUCCCUCUGUGACACCCAGAGUUUCCUGGAGGCCCACGAGCUCCACUUGCAGCUGGAAAAUUCCCUCACCCUGCAGCAGCAGCACCUGCAGCCCCCGCUGCAGGCAGGGAGGGGAGAGCAGGAGGAGCGGGCUGGGUGCUGCCACCCUCCCCCGGUGCCCUGGGCACUGCAGCACAUCUCCGAGCCGCCCUGGGCACGAGUCCAUCCAUCCCCAGGGAAAGCUGGCCCGAGAUUGAUGGCACCUGCCACGCUUACAGGGCCAUCUCCGCUUACACGGCGCCUCAUCAAAGAUGCAAGGGCUCUAACGAGGAGCAGAUGACAUCUCCCUCCUGCCGGCGCUCCGAGGAGCAGGGCGGCCGCCUUCAUCAAUAAUGCACGGCUGGCGCAGCUCCGCGGCUCCGGUUACAGCCGGGCCCGACAGCCCCGGGGAGGGGACACGAAACCCCCCGGGAGAGAGCCCAAACACCCCCAAGGAGUGGCUCUGAAACCCCCCUAGAGUGGGCCUGAAACCCGCCAGGAUAGGACCCCACCCCAAAACUACCAUGAAGUACACGGGCACACCUUUGUUUGCCCUGCAAGGACAUGGGGCAGGGGACAGGCAUCAAAGCCUGGACCAGAGGGAUCAUCGAUGUGAGGGUCAUUCCAGCCCCGCGGUGGCUCCGGGGGUGUCCUGCAGCAGGGACUGUCCUGCAUCCUCCAUGGCACGGGGACACGGUACAGCCCAAAGUGCUCAUGCCUUCCUCCAUGGCACAGGGACAGGGGACAGCCCAAAGUCCUCAUGCCAUCCUCCAUGGCACAGGGAAACGGGAGAGCCUGAAAUCCUGGUGCCAUCCUCCAUAGCACAAGGAUAUGGGACAGCUCGAAGUCCUGGUGCCAUCCUCCAUGGCACAGGGAUAUGGGACAGUCCAAAGCCCUGGUGGAUCCUCCAUGGCACAGGGACAGGGAACAGCCCAAAGUCCUCGUGCCAUCCUCCAUAGCACAGGAACAGCCCAAAGUGCUGGUGCCAUCCUCCAUGGCACAGGGAUGUGGGGCAGCCCGAAAUUUUGGUGCCAUCCUCCAUGGCAGAGGGACAGGAGACAGCCCUCGUGCCAUCCUCCAUGGCACAGGGACAGCCCGAAAUCCCGGUGCCAUCCUCCAUAGCAUGGGGAUAUGGGACAGCCCAAAAUCCUGGUGCCAUUCUCCAUGGCCCAGGGACAGGGGACAGCCCAAAGUGGGCACAGCCCAGGCUGGUGCUGCCCCUCUCCCCACAGACCCGCAUCUCGUGCAAGGACGUCCCUGCAGAGACGCUCUAUGACGUGCUGCACGACACCCGCUACCGCAGCAAGUGGGACUCCAACAUGAUCGAGACCUACGACAUCGGCCGCCUCACCGUCAACGCUGAUGUGGGAUACUACUCCUGGAAGUGCCCCAGCCCCCUGAAGAACCGGGAUUUCGUCACGCUGCGCUCCUGGCUGCCCCUGGGCAAUGACUACAUGAUCAUCAACUACAGCGUCAAGCACCCGAAAUACCCACCCCGCAAGGAUUUCGUGAGGGCUGUGUCCCUGCAGACUGGGUACCUGAUCAAGGCCAACGGGGACGGCGCCUGCAUCCUCUAUUACCUCACCCAGGUGGACCCUCGAGGGUCGCUGCCGAAGUGGGUGGUGAACCGUGUGUCCCAGUUUGUGGCACCCAAGGCCAUGAAGAAGAUCUACAAGGCUGGGCUGAAGUACCCGGAGUGGAAGCGGCGGCACGACCCCGGCUACAAGCCCUGGGUGUACCCCGAGCAGAACACGCUGCCCAGCGUCAGCCUGGCCGAGCUGUCCGUGCAGCACGCCGAGUCCCUGGAGAACAUCGACGAGACUGGCCUGCCCGAGGAGCACCUGAGCACCAGCGACCACGAGGCCUGAGCCCUGAGCACAGGGAGCCCCCUCAGCACCCAGGCUUGGCACCCAGGGGGCACAGCUGGGAAUGUGGGCUGUCCCUGCUUCCCCAGAGUCAGAUCUGCUCUCCAAGUCCUUCAUCGUUGACCCCUCUCCCUACCCAGGCAGUGGGAAAUGUCCUGUGGGAUCUGUGCAGCCACAGGGGCUGGGAAGAGGCAGGAUGGGCACCCUGGUGGCCCCUGUGCCCAUGGAGAUGUCCCUGCAGGAGACAGAGGGCAGUGGGUGUUCAAGGGCUUUCCUGGCACCUGGAUAUGUCUCUGCCUCUCUAUGACCCUCAAAGGCCCAGAAGAGGGGGGUCUGUCAGGGUCCUGCCCAGGCUUUGCAGCAGCACAAGGUUUGCAUUGACCCUGUCUGGCCUGCCCGAGGUCAGGCUGGACCCACUGCAGCCCUCCACACCCCUCCCAGCUUAGUGUGACCCCCUCCCCAUCUCAGGGAGCCCUCCCAGGCCCUCUGCUGAGCACCAGGCUCACCUCUGCAGGCUGGCUCUAGCCCAGCUGGCUCUGGGGACCCCUUCCUGCUGUUUGUGGGGUCCUGGGCCUCCUGUGUCCCCACUCCCCCAGUGUUUGCCGCUGCUGUGGUUCCUGGUGCAAUAAAGGCGUUGGUGUGUGUGAAAGCUCAUGGGGCUGGUACAGCAUGGGGAGGGGGCUGGCACAGAGCCCACCCAGAGCUCUGAGUGGGACAGAAGGGCACAUCCACACAGCCCCAACACCUGGGGUGACCCUCAGCAGGGACAGAAUGGCCCCAGCAGGACAGGACAGGACAGAGGGAUGCAGGGCUCUGCACCCCAUGGGAGCGUGCGUGGGCAGGGGGCAGCUUCCACAGGACAACGGGAAGUUGGUCUAGACAGGCACUGCUGUGGGAAUUCGCUGACAAAUGAAGGAUUUUCCACCCACUCCUCGCCCCCACACCCGAGGCAGCUGCUGGGCUCUGUCCCCAGCUGGGUUUGAGCAAGGUCAGUGCAAAUGGGGGUAUCAUUGCAGGUUCACCCCCACUCUGACCCAGCUUCAUCCCCCUGGGUCCACUCCAGAGCUGCCCUGUGCAUGCUUCCCCCACUCCUGGAGCUUUUCUCCACCCCAACAUGGAUGCCUGCUGUCCUCCUUCAGCAGAGGGGUCACAAAUGUCCCCUGCUGCCUCGGGGGACAUCACACACACACACAGAGUGCUGGGAAGGGGACAGCAGGGUCUGGCUGGCUGUUGGGACAGCUGGAUCUGGGGCUUUGCAGCAGGGCUGGCUGCACAGAAGCCAUCUCUGCAAGGAAAAUGUGGAAAACAGGGGCAGGGGAUGUGCAGCUCACAGGGCUCCCUCUCCCCACGCUGCUCCCACCUCUGGCAGCACACGGGGAUUAUUUCACCUGUUAAAAGGCACAACCCAGCCCCAAAUUGCCCCAAAACCAUGCUGGCAGAGCUGGGAAUUGUGGAAAAUCACCCCUGGGUGCUGCUCUGAUAGGGCAGAUCCCUCCGGCACCCCAAGCCCUGUGGGUGUUGGGGUGCAGACCCUUCUCCCACGGGAAGGAGCCUCAUCCCUUGGCAUUCCUGGAUGUUUCCCUGCAGGAUCCAGGCUGGAUCUGGGGAUUUGCAGCAGGGCUGGCUGCACAGAAGCCACCUCUGCAAGGAAAAUGUGGAAAACAGGGGCAGGGGAUGUGCAGCUCGCACCUCGCAGUGACCCAGAGGUGCUCCCUCUCCUCACGCUGCUCCCACCUCUGGCAGCACACGGGGAUUAUUUCACCUGUUAAAAGGCACA
Molecule: messenger RNA, 4268 nt
Organism: Zonotrichia leucophrys gambelii
Lineage: Eukaryota; Metazoa; Chordata; Aves; Passeriformes; Passerellidae
Product: START domain-containing protein 10-like
Exons: 5
Coding region: 1667-2494 (275 amino acids)
Molecular function (GO): lipid binding
Source: RefSeq, a predicted model, not a curated record